This is a messenger RNA of Anoplopoma fimbria (sablefish), 3098 nucleotides long. It is a transcript of the gene arhgap39, whose product is annotated as Rho GTPase activating protein 39. The record is from RefSeq and is a predicted model, not a curated record. Gene Ontology annotation, cellular component: cytoplasm; cytoskeleton. Gene Ontology annotation, biological process: signal transduction. Gene Ontology annotation, molecular function: GTPase activator activity; protein binding. NCBI's taxonomy places the organism in Eukaryota, Metazoa, Chordata, Actinopteri, Perciformes, Anoplopomatidae.
ACAUUUGUUGCUGAAAAUUCUGAUCAUUUUAAAAUAAUAAAAAUACAAUGAUUGUCUUCCAGAUUGUUUUUUUUAAAUUAAACAGUGAACUGUCCCCCUGCAGGUUGGAGUGGGUGGAGAUCAUCGAGCCGCGCACGCGGGAGCGCAUGUACGCCAACCUGCUGACUGGCGAGUGCGUGUGGGACCCCCCGCAGGGCGUCUGCAUCAAGCGGACCGGCGACAACCAGUGGUGGGAGCUGUUCGACCCCAACACCUCGCGCUUCUACUACUACAACGCCUCCACCCAGCGCACGGUGUGGCACCGGCCCCAGGCCUGCGACAUCAUCCCCCUGGCCAAGCUGCAGACCCUGAAGCAGCACACCGACGCCACCAACCCCCGUCCCGCCAGCGGAGGAGGGGGGAGGGCGUCGGCGGAGAACAGUCCGGGACGCAACAGCGGGGUCAGCCGCGAGGGGAGCACCUCCUCCUCCCUCGACCAGGAGCUCUCUGAGAAACAGGGUGGCAGAGAGGAGGCAGACAGGACUUCUCCUUUCAGGUGGAACACGGGUACGAAGGAGCGAAUGCUGAUCAAGGUGACGGACAGAGAGCCCAGCUUCUUGGCCCACCAAGGAAAUGGGUAUUCCCCCUGCGACCCCCCACCCCCGGUCCCUUCUGGAGGGGGCACCACCUCAAGAACCCGCCGUUCCUCUGGAGGAAACCCGCCCCCAGAACCCGAAGGCUCACCCGUACUCUACACCGACCGCCGCCAGUCCCCCUUCCUGAAGCGGGCCGAGCUGGGUGGCACAGGCACCCACCGCCGCUCCUCAGCCGACUCCCAGCCCCCGCCCCGCUACGGCUACGAACCCCCACUGUAUGAGGAGCCGCCAUCAGAGUACCAGCCCCCUCCCAUCUACGAGGAGCCGCCCACUGACAUGCACCUCUCCGACUCCUUCUACGGCACUGGCAAGUCACCUGCUCGCAAGACUUCAGCCCCCCUCUAUCACUCCCCCAAGCAGGGCCAGUCGCCCUACGGCCAGCUGGUUUUGACCCGGCAGAAGUGUCCAGAAAAGACCCAGAGUCUGGAGUACAGUCCUGUGGGGAAGGAGUACGUAAAGCAGCUGGUGUACGUGGAACAGUCGUCUUCCAGCCCACGCUUCAAGACUGCCGACCGCCUGCUGCGCUACGGCACUACAGGGGGCUAUGGUGGCUCGUAUGGGGGGUCCUAUACUCUGCAGCACAGCCAGUCUCUGAUCAGGGACCCCCGCCUACUGCUGGACUACAGUGGGGAGGGUGGAGAGGGAGGACAGAGGUUGCUUUAUGAGGACUCCAUAUCCUGGACGUCCAGUCAGACCCACUCCCUCUCCUCUUCCUCUACCGGCGGCCCUGGGGCUUUCUCCCCGGGUAACCGCAAACGCAAGAGCCGUAAGCCCUCCCUCCCCCAGGAGCUGGUGCGCUGCGUGGGGCAGGAGGGGGAGCUGGUGGGCACAGCGUCCGAGGCGAUGCUGGCCCAGGCGAGGCUGGCCUGGGAGGCCCAGCAGGUGAUGAAACAGAGGAGCAGUUGGGACUCGGGGCAGGGCGGCGGGAUGGCGGCCCAGGGCGGCGGCUCCAAAGAUGGCUAUGAGAGUGACGGGGCGCUGCCUCUGCCGUUGCCGGGACCGGUGGUGAGGGCGUUCAGCGAGGACGAGGCACUGGCGCACAGCGACGGCCACCACUGGAAACGCAGCACCUUCGAUCGGCUGGGCUUCCCCCAGGCCCUGCUGGAGAAAAGCCUGUCCGUCCAGACCAAUCUGGCCUCCCCCGAGCCUUACCUCCACCCCUCACAGUCGGAGGACCUCGGAGCCUGCGCCCAGUUUGAGGCCAGCCGAAAUGCCAGGAACAUGAUGCCGAGCGCCAGCUGCGGCAUUUUCCCAGAAUUCACCCUGAGAAAGCCCUCCUCGGAGACGGACAUCGAGAACUGGGCGUCCAAGCACUUCAACAAACACACGCAGGGUCUGUUCAGGCGAAAGGUGUCCAUCGCCAACAUGCUGGCCUGGAGCAGUGAGCCCAUCAAGAAGCCCAUGAUUGUGACCUCCGACCGCACCGUGAAGAGGGAGGCAGUGGACAUCUUUAAACUCAUUCAGACCUUCAUGGGAGACCGCCGCGCCAAGGUCGACUCCCUCGCCGUGGCUCUGGAGGUGGUGGUGCGCGGCUGGAGCCACCAGGGUCUGCGCGAUGAGCUCUACAUCCAGCUGUGUCGCCAGACCACGGAGAACUUCCGGUACGACAGCCUGGAGCGAGGCUGGGAGCUGAUGGCCAUCUGCCUGGCCUUCUUCCCCCCCACGCCCCGCUUCCACACCUACCUGGAGGGCUACAUCUGCCGACACAUGGACCCCCUCAACGACACCAAGGGAGUGGCCAUUAGCAGCUAUGCUAAAUACUGCUACAGGAAACUGACAAAAGCUGCUCUGACUGGUGCCAAGAAGGGUCUGCAGAAGCCCUGUGCGGAGGAGAUCAAGCAUGCCAGGAACGCCAUCUUCAGUCCAUCCAUGUUUGGCUCCUCCCUGGAUGAGGUGAUGGCACUCCAGAAGGAGCGCUACCCUGACAACCAGCUGCCCUGGGUGCAGACCCGCCUCUCCGAAGAGGUUCUGGGUCUCAACGGAGACCAGAUGGAAGGCAUCUUCAGGGUACCGGGGGACAUAGAUGAAGUCAAUGCCCUCAAGCUGCAAGUGGAUCAAUGGAAAAUCCCCACAGGGCUGGAAGACCCACACAUCCCAGCGUCUCUGCUGAAGCUCUGGUACAGGGAGCUGGAGGAGCCGCUGAUCCCCCAUGAGUUCUACGAGGAGUGCAUCAGUCACUAUGACAACCCGGAGGCAGCUGUCAACGUGGUGCUGGGCCUGCCGCACAUCAACAAACUGGUGCUCUGCUACCUCAUCCGCUUCCUACAGGUGUUUGCCCAGCCCGCCAAUGUGACCAUCACCAAGAUGGAUGUGAACAACCUGGCCAUGGUCAUGGCCCCCAACUGUCUGCGCUGCCAGUCCGACGACCCCAGGGUGAUCUUCGAGAACACCCGCAAGGAGAUGUCCUUCAUCCGGGUGCUCAUCCAGCGGCUGGACACCAGCUUCAUGGACGGAAUCCUAUAG